UUGUUGCAUCCGCUCCUGAACACGUUCACAAAUUGUUCUCUUCAGGUACAAGGCAGCUUGUUCCUAGCAUCACUAUCAAUUCUGCUCGUUGCUGCAACCGGUUUCGUUGGUCAGAUUGCUAAGUUUUUGGGUCCAAUUACGAUUUGUCCUAUUCUGGUUUUACUGACCGUUUCUACAACUGAAGUCAUCCUUGUUAAAAUAUCAAGUCACUGGAUUUCAAUAUUACAAAUUGCAACACUCGUGAUUGUCGCUGUUUACUUGGCAGAUAUCGACGUGCCAUUUCCAGUGUGGACUGCACAAGAGAAGCGAUUUAGUUCUACUAAAGCAAGAAUAUUCGGCGAAGCGAGGGUUGACAAAAAUCAGACCAUGGCUGUACUGCACAAUUCACCAUGGUUAAGUGUACCAUAUCCUGGUCAAUUUGGCAUGCCACGUGUUAGUCUUGGGUUGACAUUCGGCUUUCUCGCAUCAUGUGUCGCAUGCGUUAUCGAAACACUCGGAUCCUAUGCGACGAUCGCUCGUGUGUCCCAAGAAUCAACCGCACCAUCAUCAUCCAUUAACCGAGGCAUCCUGAUCGAGGGUGAGNAAGCAAUUUUAGUACAGUACGUAUUGAUUGUAGGCAUUGGAUGUUGUUUAUCAGCUGUGAUGGGAACAUGUGUGGGAGUCACUACUUUCACUGAAAAUGUUGCGCUAGUUUCUGUUACAAAGGUUGCAAGUCGGUUCACAAUGACACUGGCUGGUUGUAUGCUCAUCAUUCUGGGUAUUUUUGCAAAAGUUGGUGCACUGUUGGCCACCAUUCCAAGCGCUUGUAUUGGUGCUGUGUUAUUGGUUGGUAUGAGUAUGAUACUCGGUGUUGGAUUAGCGUGUUUAGAGUCGGUUGAUUUGAAGAUAUCGCGCAACUUAACAAUCAUGGGUUUUUCGGUUCUGAUAGGAAUUCUCGUUCCGCAAUAUUUCAAGCAACAUCCACCAACCACUGGUUCCGUAGAGUUGGAUCAGGUAUUGCAGAUUCUGUUGACCAUACCUAUGUUUGUUGGAGGCAUCAUAGCGUUCUUUCUUGACAAUACAGUCGGAGGUAAACGUUGCUUUUUUUGGGAUAUCUUUCCAAACUUAUCUGAUAUUAUUAUCAUGAGUCGUGUCUAUUCAUUCGACUUCAAUCUGCAAACAUUUACUUUCAUCCCAAAACCGAACUGA
Molecule: messenger RNA, 1188 nt
Organism: Anisakis simplex (herring worm)
Lineage: Eukaryota; Metazoa; Nematoda; Chromadorea; Rhabditida; Anisakidae
Source: the annotation of a GenBank genome assembly